This is a messenger RNA of Dinoponera quadriceps, 775 nucleotides long. It is a transcript of the gene ytr, whose product is annotated as U4/U6.U5 small nuclear ribonucleoprotein 27 kDa protein. The coding region runs from base 159 to 617 and encodes 152 amino acids. NCBI's taxonomy places the organism in Eukaryota, Metazoa, Arthropoda, Insecta, Hymenoptera, Formicidae. Gene Ontology annotation, biological process: RNA splicing. Gene Ontology annotation, cellular component: precatalytic spliceosome. The transcript has 4 exons. The record is from RefSeq and is a predicted model, not a curated record.
UUGUAGAUUUGGCCUAUAAUCGCGAUAGUAAAGUAGAACGCAGCUUGAAUGCCGGUGAAGGCACGGUGGAGAACCGCAGGCUAUCUGAUUCCAACCUGUCGAAAACUGUGUACACACACAACUUGCGCUUGUUAUCGACGUGUGAAAGAAUUGAAAUAAUGGGUCGAAGUCGUACACCGUCGCCAGGAAGACGAAAAGACCGGUCGCGGGAACGUGAUCGCGAUAGAGAUCGACGGAGGAGACGAUCGCGAGAGAGAAGACGAAGGUCCGCGGAACGAGACAGAGUAAAGUCGAGAGACAGAGAACGAGAUCGCGAACGAGACAGGCACAGGAGAUCAUAUUCUAGAUCCAGAUCUAGAGAACGCGAUAGAUCAAAACAUAAACCGAAACUUUCAACAAAUGAACGGCCAAUAAUCACAGAAGCAGAUCUUCAAGGCAAGACGCCAGAGGAGCAGGAGAUGAUGAGGAUAAUGGGAUUUUGCGAUUUUGACACUACUAAAGGGAAAAAAGUCGAGGGUAACGACGUGGGUGCUGUUCACGUCAUCUUGAAGAGGAAAUACAGGCAAUACAUGAAUAGGAAGGGUGGAUUCAACAGGCCUCUGGAUUUCGUCGCAUAGUUUGUAGUACAAUCUCAAAAAGUCACAGGUGUAUUAUUUUGUAAUAUAUCGCAAAUAAUUUGCAUGGGAAGAGUACGAGUGAAAACGAUGACUUUCAUAACUAAUGUGAUAAUGUAAUAGGAUAUUUAUAUUUAAUAAAUGCACUAAUUUUACAUACA